Messenger RNA from Anopheles gambiae (African malaria mosquito), 2448 nucleotides. RefSeq names its product facilitated trehalose transporter Tret1 (gene nebu). The record is from RefSeq and is a predicted model, not a curated record. The transcript has 4 exons. The coding region runs from base 585 to 2144 and encodes 519 amino acids. NCBI's taxonomy places the organism in Eukaryota, Metazoa, Arthropoda, Insecta, Diptera, Culicidae. Gene Ontology annotation, biological process: carbohydrate transport; transmembrane transport. Gene Ontology annotation, molecular function: sugar transmembrane transporter activity. Gene Ontology annotation, cellular component: membrane.
GGGCUAUCGCUUCCAACGUUUUUGUGGUUGUUAGCUCUCUCUUAACUCGAACACUUUCUGCGACCACAGUUAUCUCAUUCGCAGUGAAAUUACCCGAAGCCUCAACAAGUGUCUGCUCAAUUAGAGCCAGUUGAAAAUUCGUGAUCCAUCUCGAGAAGUGUCACCUUUAUUACCGCAUCGGUUUCUGGUGCCCCCAUUCGAUGAGAUAACCUCGUAGUAGCUCAAUGAUAAAAAAACUCUAUUGGCGUUACGUAGUAGGCUGUAUUGGAUGUGACAAGAACAAUGGCGGGACAUUAUUUAUGGCCUCAGAUGUCAUCCUCGAUUUUGCUCAUUGAUGCAUCGACACGCUCGUAGGUACACUUUGAUAAUUUGUCAAACUUGCCCAAUCUAGAUCGGAGGAGGACCUGAUCCCUCCGCCAACUGGCUGUCAAACUUCCAAACAAAGAGCAAACUGUAAACAAAGGGGCGUACGAGUGGUUACAAGACUAACAGUGAUGUCGAUGGGAAUGGUUAUUGCGAGGCCGGAUUGCACUACCCGAUACGGAUAAUUUAAUUUAAAUAAAGCAGCACCGCAUUGCUACACCAUGGCGGCGCAGGACGAGAGGGAGCCCCUCAUUACACCCGCACUGCCGGCGAACCGAUCCGGCUAUGGCACGGUUGAAGAUGCACGUGACGCAAUGUCCAAGUUCGUGGUAAACAACGUGGCCGGCGAGUCUGGCCGCAAGCUGCCACAGUACAUUGCCGGACUGGCCGCGUCCGGCGGUGCACUGGCGGCCGGCACAUUUCUCGGCUGGACGGCCCCGACCGACAAACCGCUCACGGUCGAGGGCGAGUACGGGUUCCCGGUGUCGGACGAGCAGUUCUCGUGGGUCGGUUCGAUCUCGAACCUGGGUGCGGCCCUGAUGUGCUUCCCGAUCGGCUACAUGAUGAAGCUGAUCGGGCGCAAAUGGUCCAUGCUGGCGAUGGUGCUGCCGCUCGUGCUCGGCUGGCUGCUGAUCAUCUUUGCGGAGAACGUGGCAAUGCUGAUGGUCGGCCGGUUCUUCCUCGGCGUCGGGGGCGGUGCGUUCUGCGUGGCGGCACCGACGUACACGGCGGAGAUAGCGCAGCCGUCGAUUCGCGGUACGCUCGGCACGUUCUUUCAGCUGAUGGUGACGGUUGGCAUACUGUUCGUGUACGCGGUGGGCGCCGGCGUCGACGUGCAGGUGCUGAGCAUUAUCUGCGGCGUGAUUCCGCUCGUGUUCGGUGCGAUCUUUUUCUUCAUGCCCGAAAGCCCGUACUAUUUCGUGGAAAAGGGACGGUACAGUGAAGCGGCCAGCUCGCUGAAAUGGCUCCGGGGCGCCCAGUACGACGAGAAUGCGGAGAUCGAAGACCUGAAGCAGGCGGAUGAGAAGGUAAAGGCGGAAGCGAUCCCGAUGCUGGUGGCCUUCCGGCAGAAGGCGACCGUGCGCGCCCUGGCCAUCUCGCUCGGGUUGAUGUUUUUCCAGCAGCUUUCCGGCAUCAACGCGGUCAUUUUCUACAACUCGGCCAUCUUCGCCAGCGCUAACGGGGGCAAGGAGAUGAGCUCGGCGUCGAUCAUCGUCGGCGGCAUCCAGGUGGUGGCGACGCUGCUCGCCUCCGUCGUGGUGGAUAAGGUCGGCCGGCGCAUCCUGCUGCUCGUGUCCGACCUGAUGAUGGCGGUGUCGACCAUACUGCUCGCGGUGUACUUCCAGCUCAAGCAGGACGACCCGGCCAAGGUGGACGACCUCAGCUGGCUGGCCGUGCUGGCGGUCUGCCUGUUCAUUGCCAUGUUCUCGAUCGGGUACGGCCCGGUGCCGUGGCUGAUGGUGGGCGAGCUGUUCGCGAACAAUGUGAAAGCGUUCGCCAGCCCGGUGGCGGGCGUGUUCAACUGGCUGCUCGCCUUCCUCGUGACGAAGGUGUUCACCAACCUGAAGGACGCGAUGGGCGAGGCGGGCGUGUUUUGGCUGUUCUCCGGCAUCUCGCUGCUCGGUACGGUGUUUGUGUUUUUGGUCGUGCCGGAAACGAAGGGCAAAUCGUUGAACGACAUCCAGCGGUUACUGGCGGGCGAGAAGCUGAACGCCGACGAACCGGUCGGACUGCCCGAGCCGAGGGACGAGCGGGAUGAGCGACCGGCGCAGGUGGCAUGAGCAUGAGGGACCGGGGCUAGUAGUGGCUUGUUUACAUAUUCCGUAAGGUUUAGUUCUUUUUUUAUAUUUUGAGUGUGUAUAAUCGUCGUGUUCCAUCGAUGUGAUAUGUAGAACAAAAAGGGAUAGGAGAUCAUAACGGCCACCUUUGGUCGGGGCGAACCUGAACAUAGGCAACGCCAAAGUGGGGGAAAUGUAAGAGUAGGAGCGACUGAUUCGAGGCAGCAUUGAAUGGAAAAUAGCUUAAAUCACUAGACAAGUAUGAGUAAUGACGACAUUUUAAAUUAAACAAUAGUACAAGAUACGA